GAUAUUUACAGAGGAUACCGGAGGGUCAGAGGGAGAUCCCGUCCCACCCCACAGCAUUUUCGCAUCCUCCCAGUUUGCGUCUUUGACUCCGCCUCAUCACUGUCACAGCCUACUGCUCAAUCCCGUUGCCCCCUCUCCAGAGCAGCGGACGGAGACUACCAUUCGUCGCCGCUGUUGUUGUUGUUUUUCCGUGCUGUCGGCUGUUCUGCUCAUAUAAUGGCCUCCGACGGUAUGGAUGAACGUUCUCCGCUGCUGUCAGCACCGACCUCGGGGAAUGUCACGCCCACAGCUCCGCCGUACCUGCAGGACGCGAGCUCGAGAGUUCCUACAGCUGAAUUACCUCCUCCCUACACUGCCAUCGCCAGUCCAGAUGUGGGCGGAGUUCCUGUCAUUAACUGUCGAGUGUGCCAGGCUCUUAUAAAUGUUGAUGGGAAGCUCCAUCAGCACGUGGUGAAGUGCACCGUCUGCAAUGAGGCCACGCCUAUAAAAAACCCGCCCACAGGAAAGAAGUAUGUUAGAUGUCCUUGCAACUGCCUGCUAAUCUGUAAAGACACAUCUAGGAGGAUAGGAUGCCCCCGACCCAACUGCAGACGCAUCAUCAAUCUGAGUCCUGUGAUGGUGAUCCCAGAAGAGCAGCCAGCUCAGCCAGCUCUACCUGUCCAGCCCGAGGGCAUGCGUGUGGUCUGCGGCCACUGCGGAAACACAUUCCUUUGGAUGGAGCUCCGAUUCAAUACAUUGGCCAAGUGCCCACAUUGCAAAAAAAUAUCUUCUGUAGGAAGUGCCCUACCCAGAAGGCGCUGCUGUGCCUACAUUACAGUAGGAAUGAUCUGCAUUUUCAUCGGUAUAGGUUUAACGGUGGGCACUCAGGACUUUGCUAGGCGUUACCAUGCUUCUUACGUGUCCUGGGCCUUCGCAUAUCUCCUGGGUCUUAUCUGUCUGGUACGGGCCUGCUACUGGGGAGCUAUUAAAGUUAGCUAUCCAGAGAACACCUUUGCAUAGACAAAAAGUCGCCCAUCCUUUAAAGAGUUCUUACAGUAUUUGAUUUAUCCUGAUUUUACCAGGUUAAUAGUUGAAUGAGUAUUCCUGUAACAAACACCAGAGUUUAAAAAUCCAGAGGAUACUAGUCAAUGCGUCUCUUCCAUCGAGUUAUUGAUCGGAUCUGAUGUUUCUCUAAAUGAUUUAAAACUCAUUUGAGAUAAUUAGAGAUAUUAAAGUGAAAUGUGGUCAAUUUAAAUUAUGUGAAUAAUCCAGUCUUGGUACUCCUCUUGGAUUUGUCAUGAUGGGUGGACAUCGUACACAUUUUAAGUACUGCAUUUUGUUAACAAGUUGACCAAAACAGUUGAUCUUUUACAAACUAUUUGCUCGUUGCACUACGAUUUUAUGCAAUUCUGUUUUGUCGCUGCUAGUUGUUAAAGCUGUAUUGAGCUGAGAUUUUAAGGAGGCCUGCCAUCGUCUACCGUCUGUCAUUUACAAGGUUCAGAGAUAUUUAACUCCUCAUUCAACCCUGUGCCAACAUUUCCGUUCGAGUGUCCGCGGUGGAUGCCUCUCUGAUGAUAAUUUAGGAGUAUUUUAAAUCUGUUUUGGCUGCUCAAACUCACUGUGAGCAAUAAUCAUACAUUUGUGUGGCUUUAUAAAGAAACAAGCAUGAACACUGUACCUCUUAGUUUCCCUCAUUGAUCAGUAAUAACGACCGAACGGAAAAUUUGACGUGCAUGAUUUUAAUUUGCUUCUUUUGUACUGAGAAACAGUGUUUUAUUAGUCUGUUACUGAAGGGCACAGUGGAAGUGUUACGCCAUGUGUCUACAGCUCCUUCCUUUGUGUAGAAUGUAAAUGUCCUGCUACUAAUACCAGAACUCAGUAAAACAUCGCUAGUAUUGCUGUAGCUUACAGUACAUUUACAGUAGUUCUGUAUUUUGUCAAAACUAUGGAGAUAACUAUCCUAUCUAAACUCGUUCUGAAUGUGACUCCGCACACAAAGUCUGUAGUUGGAAUAUGGCUUGGGUCUUUUUAAAACAAUAAUAAUUUCUCAAUAAAACGUCAAAAUAUUGUCUGCGUGACUUGGUAUUAU
Molecule: messenger RNA, 2068 nt
Organism: Triplophysa rosa
Lineage: Eukaryota; Metazoa; Chordata; Actinopteri; Cypriniformes; Nemacheilidae
Gene: pip4p2
Product: phosphatidylinositol-4,5-bisphosphate 4-phosphatase 2
Exons: 7
Coding region: 217-999 (260 amino acids)
Biological process (GO): phosphatidylinositol dephosphorylation
Cellular component (GO): late endosome membrane; lysosomal membrane; phagocytic vesicle membrane
Molecular function (GO): phosphatidylinositol-4,5-bisphosphate 4-phosphatase activity
Source: RefSeq, a predicted model, not a curated record